AUGAUUGUAUUUUAAAAGUAAUUUCUUUUUUUAUUCACUAAUUUGUGUUGUUAAAAAGUGUGUACGAUUUUAUUAAAACAAAAUGAGUUUAUACGCUCAAUGCCGAUUAUGUGCUGAUUUAAAAUUCACAAAUGAAUUAAUUCAUAUUAAACAAGACGAAGCAGUACAAUUAAAUUUGGAGCAAAAAAUACAACAAUGUUUGAAUCUACAUUUCAACGAUACUCGGUUACCAAAGAAUGUAUGCUCGUUAUGUUGUGAUAAAGUCACCGCAACCUAUGAUUUCCAAGAGUUAGUUAAAGAGGCACAACAACGUUUAGAGGAUGCUGUAGAGGAUAGUAAAUCAAAUAUUAAAGAAGAAGUAUCUGAUACAGAAUUAAAUUCGUAUGAUUAUGUGGAACCAUUGUUGAAUCAAGAUGAUGAGAAUGAUACAAAGAUUAAAGAUGAUGAUAGCUAUGACGAUGACGAAGAUAAAGAUGAAGAAGAUUCGAAACCUAAGUCAUCCGAAAGGAAGAUUAAGUCUGAAGAGAAAAGAAGCCGUAGGAAACGAAAACAUGAAAGUAAAAACUUAGCUGAAUCGAAAAGAAAAUACGUGAAAAAAGAAAGGAAAAGUGUUAGCAAAACAACCGACGAUGAAGAAGAUCCAGAAAGAGCACGAGAGAGAGCAGAACGAAAUGCAUUAAUUCGACGAAUUAAAGAUGAAUGGAAAAUGUAUAAAUGGAAAUGUGUAUUAUGUCAAAAUGAAUUAAUGGGCUUGGAUACAUUUAGAAAACAUUUCGAGGAAGUACAUAAACAACCGCCCAAAUACAUUUGUAUGGAAUGUAAUAAAGUAUUCGAAUCGGAUUAUAAUUUUAAACGGCAUAUGUCUUGUCAUCGAAAUGAAUUUAAGUUUAAGUGUGAUAAAUGUGAUCGAUUUUUCCCACGACGUAAAAUCCUUAAAAAACAUUUAAUCAGUCAUUCAACCGAGAAAAAUUUCAUGUGCCCAAAAUGUGGUAAACAUUAUAAAACUUCGGAUUCGUUACGAGUACAUUUACGAAUACAUGCAUCUGUUUUAACACAAAAUCGUCCGAAGUACGAAUGUGAAUUGUGUCAUAAAACGUUGCAUACACAAUCUGGACUUUAUAAUCAUAUUAAAAUUCAUAAAGGUGAACGAAACUUUACAUGCGAUCAAUGUGGAAAAGCAUUUUUGACCAACAGUUCGUUGAAAUAUCAUAUGAAUACCGUACACUCAGAUUUGAAACCAUUCUGUUGUGAACAUUGUCGUCGAACGUUCAAAACACAACCAUUAUUAAAACGGCAUAUGCAAGCACACAGUUCAGAAAAAAGGCAUGCUUGCGAAGUUUGUGGUAAACGUUUUCAUCGAAAAGAAACAUUAUCAAGACAUUCGUCUGUACAUACGGGUGUGCUUGACUUUGCAUGUGAAUAUUGCUAUAAACGGUUUAGAACAAAACAACUUUUGAAGGUACAUACAAGACAACAUACCGGCGAAUGUCCCUACUCAUGUUUGGAAUGUAAUCAACAUUUUACAGAUUCAUCAAAUUAUAUUAAACAUAUGAAAGGUAAACACGGUGUAAUGAGUAUAAGGAAAAAUGUUACAUACAAGUUUGACGACGAUCCUCCAGCAAAUCCUGAGCAAAAAGUGGAAAAUAUUAACCCCUCUAUAAUGAAUAAUAAUUAAAGAUUGUAACGCAAUUUAAAAAAAAUAAAACAUUCCAAAUAUUUAUAUAAUAUAUAAAUUCUAUAUUACACACAUCACAGCAAAUUUACGUAUUUGUGGUAUUAACUGUACAGUAUUG
Messenger RNA from Chrysoperla carnea, 1793 nucleotides. Its product is annotated as zinc finger protein 311-like. Gene Ontology annotation, cellular component: nucleus. NCBI's taxonomy places the organism in Eukaryota, Metazoa, Arthropoda, Insecta, Neuroptera, Chrysopidae. Gene Ontology annotation, biological process: regulation of transcription by RNA polymerase II. Gene Ontology annotation, molecular function: RNA polymerase II cis-regulatory region sequence-specific DNA binding; DNA-binding transcription factor activity; zinc ion binding. The record is from RefSeq and is a predicted model, not a curated record. The coding region runs from base 83 to 1675 and encodes 530 amino acids. The transcript has 8 exons.